AUGUUGAACGGAAUAGAUAAUUUGUACACCGUCAGUGUGUCGGCUCCCGGUAAGGUGAUCCUGCAUGGAGAGCAUUCGGUAGUGUACGGGAAGACAGCUGUGGCCGUUAGUCUUGGACUCAGGAGCUCCAUUGUUAUAAAGGAAGUAAAUUACCACGUGGAACCCACGAUAAGGAUCCACUUACCAUGCGUUGGACUAGAAGAGACUCUACCACUAGAACCCACAGUCAAAAGCCUGUUUCAUCCGAAGCUAGCCCCCGGCAUCACAGGCAAAUUCUCCUGGAGAUUGCCAGACAAAAUAGACCAUGACAGCCACUUAAGAAGAGUGGACGAGUUCCUACAUUUAAUCAAACCAAACUUCGAUGCCUUACAAAAUAACCAGAAGAACUCACUACGGAGCUUCCUCUACGUUUUUUCUGGAAUCUUCGGAAGUACAAACCUUCCAGUCAAGUCUAUGGAGAUCUCGUUGGGCUCUGAACUGACUAUUGGGGCUGGAACUGGCAGUUCAGCGUCCUUUGCCGUAUGCUUAGCUGGCGCUCUCAUCCAACUACUUAAAUUAAAGAGCUCGACUGGCUUCGACGCUUUUUAUGAUCAGACCAGUGAAGACUUUAGUAUGAAUGAAAGAGAGAUCAUAUCGGAAUGGGCGUACAACUGCGAGAGGAUAAUGCAUGGGUCACCUUCAGGUAUAGACAACGCGACCUGCACAUUCGGUUCGCUAGUAUCAUUCAAGAAGGGUAGCAAGCCACGUCAUUUAGACAUUAAGAUGGACUUGAGGGUCCUGCUGGUGGACUCUAGGGUCUCCAGGGAGACCAGAGCCCUGGUGGUGAAGGUUGCAGCUUUGAGGCAGAGGAACACAGCAGCCGUAGACCAUAUACUUGAUGCCUGUGAUCAUGUCGCACACACAGCCACGCAGGUUUUGGAAAAACUCUCCAGUGGCAAGUGUGAAAUAGACUACGAUGCUGAAUACCAGCAUUUAGCAGAACUGUGGGACAUGAACCACUGUCUGCUGUCGGCCCUGGGUGUGUCACACCCUGCUCUAGAGGCGAUACGAGGCGCCGCGCGGGCUAAAGGACUCGCCUGCAAACUUACGGGCGCUGGUGGUGGCGGAUAUGCGAUGGUACUGAUACCUCCAUCAACGCCGCGUUCCGUGGUGGAUUCCCUUUGCGGUCAACUCUUGGAGAACGGGUUCCGUGUAAAAGAGACUCGGCUGGGCGGGCCCGGCGUCUCCAUCGAGAUGUGA
Spodoptera littoralis (African cotton leafworm) is the source of this 1239-nucleotide messenger RNA. The record is from the annotation of a GenBank genome assembly. Lineage: Eukaryota; Metazoa; Arthropoda; Insecta; Lepidoptera; Noctuidae.